GGCACAGGAGUAGACCCGAACACCGCCUCUUUACCAGCGUGUAACCUCCGGUCUAUGUGUUUACACCGGAAGUCGAGCUUGUUUCCGGUGCUACCGUAGAUUCUGGCAUCGUGUUUGCGUCCCCACUCCUCAGGCUCAGGCAGCAGCAUCUGUGAGUGAGUGAGCGAGCAGGCGUGCGUUAGAGGGGACAACAUCUUGAAAAUGAGCCACACAGGAGAUAAUUAUGGUCCUAAACAUAAGAAAAAGAAAAAUGAAAACACCAAGAGAAUUGCUUUGCUUGAUUUUGUUGAGGAUUCCAAACGAACAGUUUCUCUUGUUGGUCUGCAAUAUUUGGUUGCACUUAAGUUGAUGGACUCAACAGAAUGUCUUAUUAAAUGUAACUUAUGCAAGUUUAAGGGAAAUGACAGCGAUAUGAGGAACCAUCUUAUUGGCUUAGAUCACUUAACGUCCUUCUUGGAAAAACAUUAUAUGUUUUUGCUGGAAGACGUGAAACGUACAGGGUUUCAAAAGCCUCAAUUAGAACUUCUGCUUCGGGAAUACGCAAAAGAGAUAGAACGUUUGGAAGGAACUGGUGCUGUUAAUAUUGAAGACGUUUUCGAAUCUGAAUUCAGGAAAGAACAAGACACCUGGGUAGAGUCAAGUGACUCUGCAAAGUACCGGUCCGGACCACAAAAAGAAUUUCCAUUCUACCGAAGAAAAAUGGCUUUAUUAUAUUCGCGAAAUCUUAAGAUUUCAUCCCAGACAGAGGCAUCUGGACUGCUGAGCCUGACACAGCAGCUGCUUAACAAUCUGGAGCAGUAUUAUCUGAAAUGUAAACCACCAUCUACCCUGGGAUCCAGUGGGAUUAUCAGUACCAUUGCCACAAAUGAAACACCAUCAAAUAUGUUGCCUUCAACUGGUAAUAAAAACAAUAACUACACAACAAACUUAGAGAGCACAAUAAUGAAAUCAUCGCGGGACAUUGAGGAACCAUCUACUUCGUCCAUGUACCAGUACACUGCAGAAUAUACACAUCGGCAGUUCACUGGACACGAGUCACAAAUUCCUGAUACAUCCGGCUACGACCAGGUCCACGUGGAACAGAACGCAGAGCGCAGAGGUCAUGUCUUUCACAGUAGCGUCAAUGACCACUUUUCAAACAUUGAAGCUACCUCUGAAAGUCAGCCUUCUGCGGCACCGAUUGUCUCUUACGCAAAGGAAUUUAUCAAUACAGAUGAGACUAACGCAAUCGUUCCUGAUCAGUCAUCGUCCCAUACCAGCAGUUCAUGUGAGCAGUCUUCUGAAAUGUCAUCAUCAAGACAUUCAGUGGGCAAAACCUCCAAAGCUCUGAGCCCUGACAUUCUGCUGCUACUUAAAGGAAAAGAUGCAAGUACUGUCACAAACAUCCUCAGGACCCUGUCUCCUUUUUAUCCAGCUCUUCAGGAUGUGAACCUUGAGAUUCUUGGCCAGGUGCUCGUUAACACUGGGGUGCUAGACUAAGAUCCUGCAGCUCUUAUUAAGAUGAAGUAAUUAGGAUGUGGAGGAUGCAUUGGAAAUCCACCUCAAUGAUGCAUGUUCAGAAAAGCUAUAUCGAAUAAAUAUAUAUAUAUAUAUAUAUAUAUAUAUAUUUAUAUACAGAUUGAUUGAUUAAGGGUGUGCAAAAGCACAAGUCUGCUUAUGUCAUUAUGUUUGUACAGUUUAAAUCUGGUGAAUGCACCCUCAGUGUUUUUCUGCAUACACAGAUAUUCAGAUUUAUCCAAGCCUCACUGCAAUCCCUCAUGGGUCACCAGUUCUUGUAAUAAAAAAAACAAAAACUUCAGAACCUCAACGCAUUUCAGUACUCUGGUUGAGUGUCUUUCUCAGCAGAUACAGGACCCAUUUGGCAUACUGAGCAUCUUUUUCAACAGGUACAGUUAUUUACCUGUUGAAAAAGAUGUGGAGCGUAUCGAAACUUAUCCAUGGCUGCACGGUUUUUGUUGUUUACAAGAACUGGUGAUCUUGUUGCAGGUGUUCUGGCUUGUAUGGUCAUUCACAACAAAAUAUUCUGUUACUCCUAAGAUGCUAUUAUUAAAGCUGGACAAUCUCCAGAAAAGCUUGACUACUUCUUAUAUGUUAUACGCAGAGAUCUUUAAGCAAUACUAUUUUUUUUUUUUUUAUUAUUAUUGUUCAUUUUAAAAUCUUACUACAUUGCAGCACAGCAUCCUGGGACAAACCGAGAAUCUUUUUGUUGCAGGUGAUCAGAAAACCUGCAACAAAUGAAGGCAAUUCAUUCAGUUGGAUCAAAUCGAUCCCAACUCUUCCUUCAGGUCCUAGAUGUUUACGUUCUGGUCAAAAAUACCUUGUGAAACAGGUACUCUGUAUGUUGAGUCGUACUGUACCUGUUGAAAAAUACUUAGCCAGUUUAAUGAAAGGUGGCCACGGUUCUGUGGUUUCUUUGACAAGAAUUGUUAACUAUCCAGGACUUCUGGGAGUGUGGCAAAGCUGGGAUCGACUUAACCAUUGAUUGAAACUUGCUUACAUGCCUCAUUACUUCACAGUUCUAGUAUGAGUCCCAUUAGGAAAUAUAAAUGUUAGCUCUCUGUUACUGUACAUGCCUUUGUAACCUUAAAAUGUGAGUUGAUUAAUAAAAACAUUUAUCUCUUUGA
This is a messenger RNA of Pseudophryne corroboree (corroboree frog), 2624 nucleotides long. RefSeq lists its product as uncharacterized. The record is from RefSeq and is a predicted model, not a curated record. The transcript has 16 exons. The coding region runs from base 202 to 1479 and encodes 425 amino acids. Lineage: Eukaryota; Metazoa; Chordata; Amphibia; Anura; Myobatrachidae.